AGCCCAGCCCACAAACGACGAAGUUGUCGUUUCCUUCUUCUUCUUCUCCGCCGAGGAAGCUGCUGCGUCCAUGGCCGACGCGCCUCCGCCGACGGUUUGGUGAGCUAAGACCUCAGGCUGCUGCUGCAUUCACGGUAAGCUUCCGCCUCGUUCUUGUGUCGAUCAGUCCCUUCGCGCGACGCGUGACUGUAUCAGGGACGACGCGCUCAAGAAUCGGCCGAGCCCGACCGGACAAAUCUACCCAGAAACUGCUCUUUCUGUCUCUCGCUAUCUCAUCAGAACAGCUGUGAUUGAGGCAUAACUUGGUCCUGGAGGAGUAAUAGCACAAACUGGUCUGCUGGUCAUAAUAUUUUUCUCUCGUUCAUAUUGUGCCAUACAAUAUACACAACAAUGUCGGUGACAGCAGGAGUGAGUGACACUGUAAUUGCUGUUAGGGAUAAACUUAGGGGUAAAAUUGGACAGACUAAGGUCAAAAGGUAUUGGCCUGGUAAAGUUCCUGAGUGGGCAGAUGAAGCUGAUGAAGAAGGGGAUAUCAGGAUGGCCAGGGCAGUUGCCCUGGAGAAAGCUUUCCCUACUCAUGAACAUUCAGAUAUUAGCAAGAAAGAUGAUCCCAGGCUGCGGCGUUUGGCUGAGAGCAGGAUAGAUAACCGUGAUGAAAUCAGAGCUGAUCACCGUCGCAUUCGGCAAGCUGAGAUCGUUUCUACCAUUGAAGAGGAAAACAGAAGACAGGAGGGUCUGGAAGCGGAAGAAGAGGAUGCAGAGGCUUUAGAAGAAAGGAGAAAAAAGAUAAGGGAGAAGUUGCUUCUGAGGGAACAGGAAGAGGCGGCGGCACUCCUUCCUGAAGAGGAGGAGGAGGAAGAGGAGGAGGAAGAAGAGGAAUCCGAGUAUGAGACGGACUCAGAAGAAGAGACGAAAGGUAUUGCCAUGGUGAAACCGGUUUUUGUCAUCAAGUCAGAGAGGGAUACUAUAGCUGAAAGACAGCGGCUUGAGGCAGAAGAAAGAGCCCUUGAGGAGCUAGUGAAGAGGAGACAAGAGGAGAGAAAGGCGGAGACGAAGCAGAUUGUGGUUGAGGAGAUCAGGAAAGAUGAAGAAAUUCAAAAGAAUCUGGAAAUGGAGGCGAACAUUGCUGACGUGGAAACUGAUGAUGAGCUUAACGAGGCUGAGGAGUAUGAAGCUUGGAAAGCAAGAGAGAUCGCAAGGAUCAAGAGGGAUAGAGAGGACCGUGAAGCAAUGUUGAAGGCGAAGGAAGAGAUUGAGAAGGUGAGAAACAUGACAGAGGAGGAAAGGAGGGAGUGGGAAAGAAAGAAUCCCAAAUCUACUUCGGCAUCAAAGCAGAAGUGGAGGUUCAUGCAGAAGUAUUACCACAAGGGUGCCUUCUUCCAGUCAGAAGCCGAUGACCAUGCUGGAACGGCUGGAUCAGAUUACAUUUACAGCCGCGACUUCUCUGCUCCAACUGGAGAUGAUAAGAUGGACAAAACUAUUUUGCCCAAAGUCAUGCAAGUCAAGCACUUUGGUCGGAGUGGAAGGACGAAGUGGACUCAUCUUGUUAAUGAAGAUACAACUGAUUGGAACAAUCCUUGGACCUACAAUGACCCUCUCAGGGCAAAGUACAAUGCGAAGAUGGCUGGAAUGGAUGCUCCCAUAUCGAAACCCAGAGGAAGCAAGAAAUUGAAGGACUGGGAGUCUCGAUGAGUUGUUGCAGUGCCGAGGAGUACCCAUAGGCCAGAUUUUUAUCGUUAGGUGUUUUGUAGCAGAGACCAUUUGUUUCUAGGCUGAGGCAGCACUGGAUAAUGUAAGAGGGGUUGACGUGCGAAAGAUGCAAAUAUUGAUGUAAUCUUGAUGGUCGUUGGAAGAAGUCCAGCAUAUCAAAUUAUAAUCAGUUAAUGAUUAUUCAUGACAUAUCUAUUUUUCUGGUGUUA
Messenger RNA from Syzygium oleosum, 1919 nucleotides. RefSeq lists its product as uncharacterized. Gene Ontology annotation, molecular function: RNA binding. Gene Ontology annotation, cellular component: U2-type spliceosomal complex. Gene Ontology annotation, biological process: mRNA splicing, via spliceosome. The coding region runs from base 391 to 1692 and encodes 433 amino acids. The transcript is spliced from 4 exons. The record is from RefSeq and is a predicted model, not a curated record. Lineage: Eukaryota; Viridiplantae; Streptophyta; Magnoliopsida; Myrtales; Myrtaceae.